Molecule: messenger RNA, 12579 nt
Organism: Trichosurus vulpecula (common brushtail)
Lineage: Eukaryota; Metazoa; Chordata; Mammalia; Diprotodontia; Phalangeridae
Gene: APOLTP
Exons: 72
Coding region: 1-12579 (4192 amino acids)
Biological process (GO): lipid transport
Molecular function (GO): lipid carrier activity
Source: RefSeq, a predicted model, not a curated record
AUGGGGCUCACGGCUUUCGUCUUACUCUGGACUGUGGUGGCAGCAGCUACAGGGAGUCCUGGCGUGCCCUACUUCUCCAAAGGUACCCGAUACAGCUAUCGCUAUUCCACCAGAAGUAAUACCUCUCUGCAGGGCAGUGGGGCCCAGAGGAGCGGUCUUGGGCUUAAGGGUCUGGUGAUCCUGGAUGUCAUCAGCAGGUGCCACGUGGUGCUUCGGCUCCAAGACAUCCAGGUUACGUCUUAUCUGGAAUCCAGAGAAGAGCCUGUGAAGGAAUCGGAGAGUUUGAGGAUGACUUUGGAAAAGUUCGCACUUUCCUUUGUAUUUCGUGAUGGAAAGAUUCCAAAGAUCUGCCCCCAACAAGGAGAUCCAAGCUGGGUCGUGAACAUCAAACGUGGUAUCUUGGGUCUCCUUCAGACCAGCCCUGGAACCACCAUCCCAGAAACCAUUGAUGAGGUUGACGUCUUGGGAAAAUGCCCUACAACAUAUGAGAGAAAAGGUUCCCGACUCCUGAAGACAAAGGAUUUAAACCAGUGUUCCCUCCGACACCAUGGAUUUACUUUUCUUCGGUCAGAAUUUCUUCCAGGAAUGCCAUCCCCACAGCCGAUCUUGGCUUCAAAGCUGGAAUGCUACCAGAGUUUCCAGGAAGGCCUGCUAGAGGACACAGUCUGCACAGAGUUUGACGUAGUCAGACCCUUCUCUGAGAAGGGGAAUGGUGUGCAGACAAGGACACAUUCCACCCUGAGUCUGCUGCAUGUGAGGCCCCAGGCCCUGUCCAACAAAGAUUAUGGAAAAUUUUAUGUGAGCAGUCUGCUGUAUGAGUGGGAGGGCCUGGCCACCCAAUCCCAGGUAGCUGAUGUAGCUGAAUCUGUGAGGAAGCUGUGCCUGGCUCAGGCCACAAGUUUUGAGACUGCAGAACUCUUUAUGGAGCUGGUGUUCGAGCUGAGGGGCUUGUCUGUCGAUGCACUGAUGGAUCUCUGGCAAAGAUCUUCAUUUAAGUGCAGAGACAAUUGGCAACCCCUUGUGGAUGCUCUGCCAUCUUGUGGAACAGAGGCUUGUGUUGCUCUCAUGAAGGAGCUCAUCAUAUCCAGGGAUGUGGAAAAUGAUGAGGCAGAGUCAUUCCUCUGGUCCUUGGCAUUUGUCCCUCGGCCCACAGCUGGCAUGGUUCAUUUACUGCUGCCUUUGCUGCGGUCCUCAGCAGUGACUUCGAGUGCCUUCCUCAGCAUCUCUGCCCUGGUGCACAGCCUCUGCAUGGCAGGUGGGGCCUGUGAGCGACUCCCAGGAGUGAGCUCAUUAAUGAAAAUCCUUAAAGAAGCCUUAGGAGAGAACUGUGGCUCUCAAGGGUCCAAGGACAGUGGCCGGCUCCAGCUCAUGUUGAAGGCCAUUGGCAAUGCAGGGUUGGCGGCAGCCCCUCUUGCUCCUGUCCUGAGCUCCUGCGCAGCCUUGAAAAGCAAUGCCCCUGAAAUUCGUCUGGCUGCAAUCCAGGCCUUUCGAAGGAUCCCUUGCUCUGCGAACCGCUCUGGGCUUGCCCAGCUGUACCAAGCCACAGAAGAAGAUGCUGAGAUCCGCAUGACUGCCUACUACUUCUUUAUGAAAUGCCCCAGUGAGGAAGCAUUUGCCGUGGUGCGUGAAACUCAGGCAACAGAGAAGUCUAGCCAAGUGGGAGCCUUCGUCUGGAGCCACCUUUCUCAGCUGCUGGAGAGUGAUGACCCUCUCAAACGUUCCCUUCGGGACUCCCUCCCUGACGACAUCCUCAGCCAGGAAUUCGAAGUUGAGACCUGGAAACAUUCCUCCUAUUCAGAUAUCACCUUUUGCUCAGCCUCCAGCAGUAUGGGUGCCAAUCUGGAGUCCACUCUGCUAUUCUCCCCAGCCUCCUUCCUCCCCCGCUCCAUCAUGGCCAACCUGACCAUCCAUGUCAUGGGCCGUGCUGCCAACAUUCUGGAGCUUGGGCUCCGGUUAGAAAAUGCCGAAAAGCUGGCUUACAGGCUGUUUGGUAGGCAGCCGGCGAUGGCAGCAUUCUGGGAUAAUGAUGAGAAAAGUGAGACCAAGCCAGAUACUGACAUGGAAUGGGAAGAUGGAUUCAAUGAGAAGCCAGGAUUGACUAGGGCAGGGUGCCCAGGUGGGGGGCACAGUAAGAUGAAGGAGCUCCAGGAGAAGGUGACUCAGAGGUGGGGGAAGAGGAAGGACCUGCAGUGUGGUCUCAGUCUGAAAAUCUUUGGGAAUGAGCUUAGUUUUGUGGACUGUGGGGCAGUGAGAAGCCACAUGAAGAAGUACUCCCUAAACCUGGCUGAACUGACUGUCAAGCUCCUCAAGGGUCAGGAGGUACAGAUUAACAGGAGGCUGAGCUUGGCAACCGAAGAGCUCUCCUUUCCAACUGUAUCGGGCCUUCCUGUGCAAUUAGCCUUGAAUGCCUCAGCUGCCAUCAACGUCCGGAUUCGAGGGACCGUGGAUUUCAAGCAGUUUUCGGAUUUCUCCUUGGAGGGCUAUAUCAAACCAAGUGCCUUAAUACAGAUCACAGCUCAAAUGGGUGUGGCAGGCUUCCAUGGGAAAGCAGGGGUGAAGUGGGUGACUGGCAUUCGAAGUUCCACUAGCCUCGAUGGAGGAAUCACGGUGAAAAGGGGACAGGAGCUUAAGAUGUUCCUGAAUACGCCUGAGGAAUCCAUGGAACUGGUGAAUUUCAGCUCUAAGCUGUAUCUCACGACUGUGGAUGGUAUGAUGAAUAUUGACCAAUUAAACAGCCCUUCAGAGAUGAGGUCCUGCACUGGAGAAGAAGCAUCUCACAUUUGGGGCUGGCAGAUGUGUUCCGAAGUGUCUUACCCAGCUCAGGGCCAGCCUUUCUCUCUUGCCGUGCCAAUAGCUGCAGCAGUGACAUUAAAGAAGCACGACAAGGGACUGCAGCAGUACCUGUUAGAAGCUGCCUAUGCUUAUAUUCCUCAGAAGGAGAGUUGGAUCCCUGAAGAAGCCACCAUCCAUUUCUUUAUGGGCACACCAAAGUCAGAAUGGCCCAGGGAUGUGGGUGUGGAUCUCAGCUUCAGUGUGCCUCAGAAGAAGCUCCGAAUCAAGCUACUUCAUCCCAAGAAAAAAAUCAAAGUGGAUGGAAAAAUCGAUUCUCUCCAGAGUACCCGCUUUGGCCACCUGGAAAUAAUCUUGGAUGACAAGGAUGUCUAUUAUAUCAAGGGGCUGAGUGAUGUGCAGACCUCCAGGGGGGAACAGAGAUACGAGACUCAGCUGGAGGCAAAGCUGAUCAGACGAGGCAGCCCUGUCAUUCUCAUGGGCAACAUCACCAAACAAGCGGGCAGGAAGAUGGCAUUCUCUGUGUCCCUGGUGAAUGUGCUGAAGGACAAAGCCUUCUUGUCGGCAAUCCUGGAGAAGAAGGCAGAGGAUGGGCUCCAGCUGUAUGCACUGGAAGGAGAGGUCUACCUGCCGGAUAUCCUGGGUUUCCAUGCCAUUGGCCUGUUACAGCAAAGAGGGAGCCUCUGGACCAAUGCCCUAAGGAUAAAAUAUGGGCUCCUAGGAGAGGCCAAGCACCUCCAGCAGGAAUGCAAUGCCGGCCAGAAGCUCAAAGUGGAGAACCGUCCGGAGGUGUACAAGCUGGACCUUGGGCAUGAGUUUCAUUGCACUCAGGUGCCCACGUAUAACCACAAGGUUCAACUGCAGCAUGAGGAGAGCGUGUCCCGCCUACAUUCCAUGUUGGAAGUGAGUUAUGGCAAGCACUGGGAUGAGAUCAACAACAAAAGGAAGCUCCGAAUCAGCCAGACCUUCAAAAAUGACUCUGGCCCAGCCCUGAGCAACUACUUCAUGGAGUUCCUCCUUCAGGUGCCCGAGAGGCAGGUGGAUUACCGAACACAGCUCCAGCAUUCCAGCUUUUCCCAGGGCCACGUGGAGAGCAGUACUCAUCUGAAGGUGCAGUAUAAUGGUCGCCUGCCCUUCAUGGCUGGGCUCCAGUGGAAGGACAUGUCUCGAGGUCCUCAAUGGAGAUGGGAAGGUGCAUUGAACUUAGAUACCCCAUGGUUGCUGUUGUCCCUGGCUCACAGGCUGCACCAACCUCACCGUGCUACGUAUCAGGCCACUUGGGAGCUGACGACAGGUAAGGCCCUGUCCAUCAAGAAUCUGGUGGUGGAGCUGUCGUGCAAAGACAAAAUUCGAGACAAACAAGGGAAGAUCCACAUUUACACACCAAGCACCACCUACCUUAGGGCAUCGACAUUGAUUACCUGGGACCAGAGUGUUCUCCGAAGCCAGGGUGAGCUGGUGACCACCUGGAGUCCCCUGGUUCAGAUUAAGGUUCACCUGGAGAAUCGCCGGGACAAGAAGCUCUUCCAUUGUUGGCUGAAGGGUCCCAGGCAGGGACUGAACCUGACUUCUGCCUAUAGACACACAGAGCGGCCCAGAAAGACCACUGUGUUAAUAAUGGCCUUGUGGACUGAUUCCAAAAGCCAGCCCAUUGGACUGCACCUGGAGGGCCAGCUGGAGGAGCUGAAGAGGGAGAGCCUACUGUACCAGAAGCGAGGAACUCUCCAGCUCAGGCAUCCCUUAAAAUUGCCCAUUCCUCAGAGCCUUUUCCUGCAGGAGAUGUUUACUGUGGACAAAAGCCAAAAGUACUACAUGUUGGAGACCAAAGUCUUGGUGAAUGGGCUGGAGGAAUGCCUGCAGACCCUGACCCUGGGCUACCAGACUGACCGCCCCUAUAUCUGCAUUACUCUGACUCACCCAUACAACAGCGAAGUCAUCCCCAACAACGUAGACACGUGUGUGUUGACAAGGAUUCGGCAAAACGGUAACCAGGAGGUCGAGGCUGCUUUGAAAGUUAAUCAGAAGGAUAUCCUACAUUUGAAGGGAAGGCACCAUAACAGGUCUAUGGAAGGAGAUUUCCGUCAUGGCCUGAACUUGGAUUUGACCCAUUCAACUCAGCUGAAGAUCCCCCAGGCACUGGGCCUUAAUGGUGAGAUCUUCUUCAAGCAGCACCCUGUGGGAGAGUUUGACAGUGGUAUAACUCUGCAAGCUGCUGUCAGCCAGAAGGUCACGUCUCAGUUCUUGCUCCAGCUGAAUGGAUCCAAGUCUCACUUUGGGUUUUUCUCCCAACUUAGGCAUCCUGCCAGGGUGACACUUCCUCCGAAUUUCCAGGUCCAGGCUGCUGGUACACAUUACAAAGAUCAAAGCAUCAAUGGCUCCCUGUCUGUACAUGCCUCGGGGAAGGAGCUGGCUCUGCUAGAGGCCAGCAUGAGCAGAGAGACCAGGAAGAGCUCCCAGGGAUGGGAUGGGAGUGCUGUACUCCGACAAGCCAUCUUCACCGAUCCCAGGGCAGUGCAGCUGCAGCUGUCCAACAGGGUCACUCCGGCCAGGGUCUGGUUCUUUACUAAGGUGAUGCUCAAUCAGAAGAGUGCCCAGCUGUUUUUCACAGGACUCAAGGAAGAGAAGGUGGGGCCUGUCCUGUCCCUGCAGGGCAGAGUCCAGCACAACAUUGACAGUUGGGGGGCUGUCCCAAAGCUCCUUGACCUCACCGGAUCUCUCAAACGGAAGAACCACAGCAACGAGGGGAACCUCAGCAUCCUCAUCGAUGAUGCCAUGUUCAGGCUCCGUCUGAGGGACAAACAUGUGUUGGGGAACAGCAGCACGCACAGUGUGACCUGUGUGAUGAUUCAGAAUGGCAGUCAGGCCAUCCCUGAGGAGCUUAAGCUGAGGGGACAGCUACAGACCCAACCUGAUGGCUAUCGUGCCCAUGCUUCCUUUCAGGCAGAUGAGACCAUUUUGUCCUUGGGCACAGCCUUCAUCGUAGUUCCAGGGCACAGGCAGCUUUCUGCUGAUCUGGCCCACAACAGUAGCUCUUUAAGAAAUUCAGGACUGCCCACUAAUGGAGAGAUUCUGUUCUCCCAUACCUACCUUGCUCCCAACCACAGACUGAUGCUGGGGUUGCAGAGCAAUGGAGGCCAUAUUGAUGCUGCCUUCAGGGUAGAAGUUCCUUCUGGGGAAUUCCCAGAGGCCCGGAUCACUGCAAACCUUAGCCACAAUGUUGAGGACUUCAGGCAUCUUGGAAUCCCUUUUUUGGUUGAAGGAGACUGUUAUUACCAAAACUCAGGCUCCAGGCUGGUGGCUGGCGUGAAGGCUGGCUUGGAUGGGGAGCACCUUCGCAUGGCGCUGGAGAGGAGGAAGAAUGGAGGCCAUUCAGAGGAGGUGGUUCUGGGCCUACAGCACAGUGUGCCUGGACUCAUUGGUGUGGUGCCCUGCCAGCUCCAGGUCAGCUGCAGCGGUGAAGCCUCCUCCAGUCAGCUGUCUGGCCACUGCAGUGGAGAUGUCUCCCGCCAUCCGUUUGAGGUACAGACUUCCUUCUCGACCAUGGGGUUCCGUAGAUGUGGGGCAGUGAGGUUCACCUACUGCCGGAAUAGCCUGAGUGCAGGCGGCUGUCACAGGAGAGGACAUGGCCAUGAGGUCACAGGAGGGCUGGUGCACACAUUCUCCCACCCCCAUUUCCUUCACAUCCCAAGAGAUGUGAAGGUCAGAGCCUUGCUUAGGUGUCAGCCUGGUAGGCUGAAGGCCAGGCUAAACCUGACGGCAGAGGGACAGGGGAUCCACACCCACUUAGAUGUUCAAAACACAUCAGGGUUCAGAAAGUGCGAAGUGGCUUCCUCCUUGAGGGGAGAGGCUGAUACAUUAUCCAUCAACCACACAGCAGAGACACGGAGGUUCCCCAAGCCACGUGGCUGUGGUUUUGAAGGGCAUGUUCAUGCCUCCCUUGACAGGCAAGGUGUGCUACUCUCAGCAAGGACUCACUGGCAGGGCUGGGGCAUUGCCAAGGUCAAGUUACUCCAGAAUCUAUCACAGAAAAAGAAACCACAGGGCUUAGGCAGGAGGUGGUCUUUGACAUUACACUCGAAAGCAAAAAAUAGAAAGAUUAAGGGCAGCUUGGAAGUUCAAAGAAACCAAGAUUCUUUCCGCACGAGCGGGUUUAUCUGGCUGCUGGACCGUGGAGCCAGGAUGAACUGGACUUGGGAGCAUCAGUGGAGACAGCUGAGGAUCCUUCCUGUGCCUUCAAGCCUCCAGCUGGUGGGGUGGAUGACCUAUGGCCCAACCUUGCUAGUUAGCAAGGCCAGAGUCACUGUGGGAGGCCAGACACUGAGAGUGGAACUGCUGACGUCCUGGGGAAAGAAAACAGAACUGAAGGCGCUGCUUCAUCACACCAUCCUGAGUUGGCUGCAGACUGGCAUUCCUGAGAGAAACUGGCUUCACGGAGCAGCUCAGCUUGGGACAGACCUCAGCCUCGAGCUGCUGAGUGGAGCCUGCAGGCUGUCCGGUGUGGGGAGACGAGAGAGGAGGCAUCCCGGGCAGUGGGAGCUGGCUCUCCAUGGUCACUGUCCCUACUUCCAGAAUCCAGCAGUGAUGUCCAUGAAUGGUUCCCUUUUGGCACGUGGCUGCAAGGCCAGUCUCGUUGGACACCUCUCUUCUGGCGAAGCCUUUACCCACGUCCACUUCCACACCUUCUGCGGUCUCCACAACCACUUGGAAGCUCAGCUUCAGCAUUCAUGGCCUCUACUCAAGGAGCUGGGAAUUGCCAGAGAAAACUUGAUCAGGGUGUCAACUACAGGAGGGGAUGCAGCAAGGGCACUGCUUGAAUUGACUACAGGCCCGUGUUCUGUGAUGGCAAAUGGAGAUAAAGCAGGCUUUCCACAGAGCCUGGCCACCAGGGGCUCCCUCAAGGUUGGGCCCUGUGAUGGUGACCUGACCAUGGCCCUCCAGAGUGGUGAAGGAGAUGCCCACAUGCAUUUAGCAACUUCCUGCAGACAAAAAUCCUUGGUGCAAGGAAGCCUGCACCAUUCCUUCAGGCCCCUGAGCCGCCUGGGGCUGCCCCCCAGCAGUGUCAUCCACCUGGAGGCGGGGUUGGGCCCUGUCUCACAAAGCUCCCUGAAUCUCCAAGUUGGGCAGUGUAGGCUUCAGGGCAGAAUGGAGCUCCAGCCCAGGAACAAAACCCAGUGGGUACUGGAGACAGAGACAGACUGUGAACUACUACAGGACCUUGGACUCCCCACCCGAAUGCAACUCAAUGGAUCAGCCCAGGUUGCUGGCUGUCAGGUUAAGCUGCUCUGCACCCUGCUGAUGGGUGGCCAGGCAGCCUUCUUGGAACUCAGGGGAGCGUGCCAACCACAGCUCACCAUCCGGGCCACAUUCAGGCACACCUUGCCGGCACUGUGGGCCAUUCCAGAGGAGACCAAGCUAUCUUUUCAAGCCGGAAAACAGGCCAAGUACCAGCUGGACCUGAAGCUGAGAUCGGGAGCCUGUGAAAUACAAGCCAAUGGGGAUCUGCAGCUGGAGAAAAAAUUCCAGUGGAGGGGCCUGGUGGAGAAUUCCUGCAAGGCGCUGCAGGCUCUUGGGGCCCCAGGUCGGAUUGAUGGCUCGGGCUAUGUGGUGGUGAACAGUAUGGAUCUGGAUGCCCAGAUGUUGGUCACUGUAGAUGACAGUACCCUGCGAGGCCUUCUCAUCCUGAAGGCCACUGAGACACACCAAGAACUAGACAUGCUGUUCACCCACAACCUCCCUGACACUCUCCACUUUGGCAUCCCAGCUCAGACCCUGGUGGAUGUGACCACAGUGAAAAGUAAUCAUAGUUACAGGCGAACCAUCCGGUUUGGCAUGGACAGCAAGCAGAUUUCUGAAGAGCUCAGCUUCACUCAACAAUCAGACUAUAUUUCCCUUGACUACAAAAUCCGACACAAUGUCCCAACAUUGCAGGCAUUGGGGGUGGAAGACAAGAUAGACUUGCAGGUCUCCUUGGACCACCAAGAAGCCAAGAACUUGAGUGGCAGGGCUCAGUAUGGUUCAGGCAUCAUCAUCUUUGGAGGCCAAAGCCAGAGCACCACAGCCAGACACUCCUGGUCUGCUACCCUCUGGCAUAACUGGCCUGGGUUGUUGCAGUGUGGACUCCCAGAAUCGCUUCAGGUUGUGAUGUACCUUCAAGGGACCAGUUCCAACAUUGCCAGCUCUGUGAACAUUCUGGUGGGGCAGACGUCUCUCAACUACACCGUGAGCUGUUCUUAUACCAGACGGCAAAUGGCAUUCUCCUGCUGGAGCAGACAUAACAGCAGUGCUCUGAGGCAAGAAACCGGCUACCCAGAGGUGGUUGGUCUCGCUGGAGUGCUACAGACACAAGAAACCCAGACCUGGGGCAGCGUGGACAUCCAGGGAGGGGACAGGAAAGUCAGUGUGGAUGUGGCAGCUCUGACAGCCUUGGAACUAAAUGGGACCUUUGAGCUUGUGGCUCACAUACAACACACAGUGCCAAUUUUCAGGCAGCUGGGCCUGCCCUUCACAAUCCAGUUGUUAUUGCAGGAAAUCCUGGCACCCGGUGAAGUGAAAACAUCCUUGGAGAUGACCUGUGAGUCCGAAACAAGUCUUCUCAUCCAUGUGAGGGGAAGGAAUCAGCCACUCAGCAAAGAACUACACGUUACCAGCCAACAGCAUCUCUCCUUCCUCCUCAACCAUUUCCCUAAAAGAGCCAAGCUUUCCACCAAGAUAAGUUACUCUGCAAGUGAAGCCGAAAGCAUGAUUGCCGUUGACCUGGAAAAGCACCAUUUCCACAUGGCCACAAAGCUGACAUUUGCUGCAUCCAACCUCACUCAAGUGACUGAGCUGAUGCAUACAAUUCCCCAGCUCAAAAUGAUCCCCUGGGAAAUGGUGCUUCUGACCACGUAUCAGAAAGCCAAUGGGACAAGGACAAUCCAACAAUUGGUACUAUGGGACGGCCAGGAGUUCAAGUUCAUCGGCAGCUACACAGGGCCUUUUCCCAAGUUCUCUAGGAGCCAGCACAUGCAGGUGGAACUCGUCCAUCCUCUCUCCAUUGCCUUUCCUCAGCAUUCCAAGAUCACGGCGUCUCUGUUACACUCAGUUCACAGUCAUCAAGAUAAUCUAGUCAUUGAAUGGAACCACAAGGAGCAGGUGGUGCUGUUCUCCUCUCUAAAGCUGGGGAAGGAUCAAAUGGAUGGCCAGGUGGCAUUUGCUCAUCCCUUCAACCUAUCCUGGAGCCACAUGGAAGCCAAGGGCCUGGCAGAGAAGAGAGGGAGCAGGUACAGCCAACAGGUACAACUUGCCUGGAAUAGGGGGAAACCCAUCAACUUCCAGUUCACCUGGGCAGACAAGUCGGAGGCUACCAUCACCAGCUGGGAAAGCUGCCUGACCGCAGCCUCAGGACAGCUCCAGAAAUUCCUGACCCUGGGCAAUCUCAAGGCCUGCGGAUCUGUAACUCAGACUGCAGCGGUGUUCAGCGAGCAUCUUGAUCUGUCCUGGGACAGCCAGAAAGUCAAACAGAGUCUGAAAUAUGAGAGACACCAGCCACUCCAGUCAGAUAGACUCCAUGCAGAGGUGACUCUAGAGAAUAUCUUCUUGACCUCCUGCCCCAAGCAAAACUUCCUGGGAGAAAUAGAGACCAACUAUCUCAACCAUCUCAGCCAUUCUCUCACACUGGGACUCUGUAAUCUUUCCAGUGCUGUUGUGAUCUCUGGAGAACACCUGCUGAACCAAGGCAGCUUUGUGCUACAAUCCAGGAACGUGCUCCGCCUUGCCCCAGACACUGGACAUGGUUUGGUGCUGGUCUUGACCCUCAGGAACCACAGUACUCCAAAGACCCAAGAUUUCUCUGGAGAGCUAGAGCUGAGGGCACCGGGAGAUCAGCAAGUAAGUCUGCUGGGAAGGGUCACUGCAUCAGCCUCUCAGAGAGUAGUCUUGCUUCAGGGGAGCAUGGAAAGAGAGGAAAAAUGGGAGUUGACAGCUUCCCGGUCCCCAGACUGUCUCCGGGCUUACCUGGCAUAUGGAAAAGGGACAAAGGAGGAGGGUGUGGAGAUCAGUGCCUGCUCUGAUGGAAGGCAAGUGGCUAAGGCUGAGGCUGUGCUUCGUGCCUUUGGUGGACAAAAUGAACACUUGGGCCAGCUGAUCCUCAGGGCUGCCAACCAGAGUCUAAGCCUGGCUGCACAUGGCUGCAUCACCCCCAUUGGGAAUAUGGAGUCCAAACUGGCCCAAGUUGGGUCUCACCUACAAGCCAGACUCGUGGAGAAGUUCCAGGUGUUUGAUACCUACCUCCAGGAGUUCCAGGACCUGGUGCAACAGAUUGACUUCCUGGACAGUGCAACUGGCUGGCUCCUGCAGAUGUCCCAGGCUGCCGUGAGAGCACUCCAGGCUGGGGGUAGAGCAGCAGCUGGGCUGUGGAGGCAAAGCUCAGCCAGGCAGGUGUUGAAACAUCACCUCCCCCUGCACCUGGAGAGGCUCCAAACCGUUAUGGAACAGACACAGAGUGAGUUGCAAAAGCCAUUAGCCACGCUGAAGGAUGCCUACUACGAAGUCACACUCAAACCCCUGGAUGAGGUGUGGCAGGAGAGGACUGAGGAGGCUAUGAAGAGGAUGCAGGCCUGUGUGCCCUCAGGGAUGAAGGACACCUGGCUCAUGAGACCAAUCCUGCUGUCUCUACAAGCUGUGAAGGGUGCCCUAGAUCUGGCUGCCCACCAGAUACUAAAGUGGGCAGAAGCCAAAUUCUCCAGAGCAAUACGAAGAAUACGGAAACCCUUGUCCAGUAUUUACAGCUUCUCUGCCAGGAAUUGCUCUGUGGUGGUAAGACUUCCAGUGCUACCUGGAGGAGAUCAGCCAAUGGACUUGACCAAGGUGACCAACUAUCUCAUCGAGGAGAAGUUGCUACAGCCCCUUCGUGAGCUAUACAGCAUCAACCUCCUGGCCGAGUACUAUCGGAUCAAGCAUCGGCUGCUGGAGAACCCCUUUGAACACCAUGCAGUGAUGAUUGGGGACAGGCACGUGCUGACAUUCGAUGGGCAGGCCUAUGACCUUACCUCCAAAUGCAGCCUGUUGCUCGCCAAAGACUUCGCUCAUAACUCCUUCAUGUUUUUACUGAACCAGCCGAACACAGGACCUAGAUCCCUGUAUGUGGAGCUGAAUCACACAGCCUUUAUCAUCUAUCCGGGGCUGAAGAUCUACAAGAUAUAUGAUUCUUCCUUGAUGAGAGAGAAUUGUCAGGGCUUGGAUCCGCUGCCUGCCAAGGUCAGGGCCAAUGGGAGGAAAGAAGUUCACAAAAUAGAAUUAUCCAAUGAGAAUGGUGCUACGGUCUCCUGCGACGUUCAUUCCAAUCUCUGUAGUGUGACACUGGAUGGCUGGAAUCAUGGUAUGUCGGCAGGCAUAUUCGGCACCAAUGACAAUGAGGCGGGUAAUGAUCUGUUGCUGCCAAAUGGAUCCCUGGCAGGCAACCUGGAUGAAUUCACCAAGGCAUGGCAGGUGGAUGGUGAAUGCAGGGCCCAGAGAAGGAAGGCAGAGGUCUGUCCUGGGGCUGCUUCCUCCAGACUCUGCAAGGCGUUCUUUCUGGAUGCCCACUCUGAGCUCCGUAAUUGCUUCCGAGUGAUAGAUCCUGCCCCGUUCUACAGUAUGUGUGCAUGGGACACAUGUGAGAUGAGUGAACUCCAGGCUGCCUGUGGCAUGGUCUCUGCCUACAUCCACCUGUGCAGCCGAGGCUUUGUUCCCCUGGCAGCUCCUCCUCCGUGUGGUAAGUGCUUAAAACCCUCUGAAGUGGCCUUUGCCCGAUUGUUCUCUUACCCCAUCUGA